Messenger RNA from Bipolaris zeicola 26-R-13, 831 nucleotides. RefSeq lists its product as uncharacterized. Lineage: Eukaryota; Fungi; Ascomycota; Dothideomycetes; Pleosporales; Pleosporaceae. The transcript has 2 exons. The coding region runs from base 1 to 831 and encodes 276 amino acids. Gene Ontology annotation, biological process: DNA recombination. The record is from RefSeq and is a predicted model, not a curated record.
AUGUCGACUCCGCAAGCGAAACGCCGUCGGCUGAACGAAGCCGCGAAAACACUGCAGAGGCCAUUCAAGUCUCCUUUCCGAACACCAUUGAAGCCCAGCAUUGGCGACGAUCCGCCAUCUUCAGACCCACCUGAAGCAGAAUCAUCCACAAAGGAAAAACUAGGAGAUACUUCCAUCUGUGUGAGUUCUGCACAUUCUACGAGCAAUGCCGAACAGAAGGCCACUACGUCACCCUCUGGGAAUGCUGCAUCAGCACAAAGACCUGCAUCGAGAGUCCCAAAGACGCUCGUGUCGCGACCAAACUCGUCCACGCCUUCGCGACUAGCGCCAAGAAGCACACUUUCUAAGCCCUCAGCUGCACGCGAAAUAAUGCAACUACGCAACGAGAUCCAAAUGCUCACCCAAGCACAAACUCUUGCUACGUCCUCAAAAGACGACGAUCUGAUUGCACUAAUAGAAAAAUGGCGGACCGCAAGCCGUGCAGCAGCCGAAGAGCUUUUUGGUAUCACCAGAGAUCGAGUCAACAGGAUGGGUGGGGUGGGCGCCUGGCAGGAACGCGAGAAGGACGCUAAGCAACGGCAGAUGAAGUGGGAUCAGGAAGAGAUGGAAGCGGAGAGGGAGAGGAUGAGGGAGGCGAGAGAAAAUGGGGAGGUCCCGCAAGAGGAGUAUGAUCGGUUUGCUGAGAUGGAGGGGGAUAGGGAGGUGGAAGAGGAGAAGGAGACGUUCAAGAAUGCGGAUGAUUCGUUUACUAUGGAUAUGAUGCUCAAGACGCUUAAUAUUGAUCUACAGCUCAUAGGGUAUAACAAGGAGGCGCAGAGGUGGGAGGGUUGA